AUGCUGCAGUACCACCCCGGGCCUGUGGGGGUGGACCCUGACAUGCUGCAGUACCACCCCGGGCCUGUGGGGGUGGACCCUGACAUGCUGCAGUACCACCCCGGGCCUGUGGGGGUGGACCCUGACAUGCUGCAGUACCACCCCGGGCCUGUGGGGGUGGACCCUGACAUGCUGCAGUACCACCCCAGGCCUGUGGGGGUGGACCCUGACAUGCUGCAGUACCACCCCGGGCCUGUGGGGGUGGACCCUGACAUGCUGCAGUACCACCCCGGGCCUGUGGGGGUGGACCCUGACAUGCUGCAGUACCACCCCGGGCCUGUGGGGGUGGACCCAGAAUAA
Molecule: messenger RNA, 339 nt
Organism: Knipowitschia caucasica
Lineage: Eukaryota; Metazoa; Chordata; Actinopteri; Gobiiformes; Gobiidae
Source: the annotation of a GenBank genome assembly